AUGGGUUUUGAAUAUACAGGUAAUGGAGAUACAGCUAGAUGCAAAGACUGUGGACUUGAAGUGUCUGAUUGGAUAUUGGAUAUGAAUCCAUUUACUAUUCAUUCGAAGCAACGACCUGAUUGUCCAUUCAUACUUUCUCUAGUAACAAACUCACAACUAAAUAUACGUGAGUCUUUCAUUUCGUCAAGAACAACUGUUCGAAAUGCAUCUAUAGUAACUGUAGGAGAACAUGUUUCUAAACGUCAAAAAUUAGACACAAUAGAUUUUCGAUCUGUACUAAAUACUUUAUUCGAAAGUAAUUCUCUUCAACAAAUAAGAAGACGUACAUUUUCUCAUUGGCCACAUCACGCUGUUCCUUCAAGUGCAGAAAUGAUUGAAGCUGGAUUUUUUAAUUGUAAUGUUGGUGAUCGUGUAAUAUGCAUCUAUUGCCAUAUUAUUUGUCAACAAUGGACACCACAUGUUGAUGAUCCACGUGAAUUACAUAAAACUCUCUCACCUAAUUGUAUAUAUGUCAAAGCAAAAUUAAUGAAUCCUACACAAUCAUCAAUAGUUAUUAUUAAUGAACAAUCAUCAACGACAACAACUACAGACAUUCAUUCAUCACAAACAAAUAAUCUCGAUUCAUUACGAUCAAAUUAUGUUGUCUUCAGAACACCAUGUAAUCCUAAUUUUUCAGAAAUACCAAAACAUUAUGCAUCAUUUACUACAUGGUCUAAUGAAAAUUCACCGUCGGUGGAUACAUUGGUUCAAGCAGGAUUUUUCUAUUCAGGUAGAGCAACAAUAGUGACUUGUUUUUAUUGCAAUGAAUCAUUAAAAAAUUGGGGUUCUAAUGAUAAUCCAAUAAUUGAACAUGCUCGCUGGUUUCCAUGCUGUCCAUAUGCAAAACAAUUAUGUGGCGAAGAUUUAUUUCGUAAAAUUCAAGAAUCCAAACGAAUACAGAAAGAGCAGGCAAAAUCUAAAACCUCAACAGAAAGAACAGGUUCAAAUGAUAUGAUACAAACUAAUGUAACAACAAAUAGUGGUACAUUAUUGAUACCUAAUGAAAGUACUUUAUCAAGAUUUGUCGCUGCACGAUUAGACUUGUCGAUAUCACAACGUUUAUUGGAUCAAGGUUUUCAAUUGUCUAUUAUAAAACGUGAUGAUUUUGUAUCUGACAAUGAUUUGUAUGUUGCUUGUAUAAUUCUUCGAAAACCAAUUGAAUAUAUUAAUGAGACAAAAAUGAAUAAAUCAAUGUCAAUUGUAUCUAAUGCUGUUCACUCUAUAGUAGAAAAUGAUACAGAUGUUGAAAUGACAACAUCUUCUCAAUCUUCAAUUAAAUCAAUAAGUAAUGAUGAUGAAUAUAAAACAGAAAAAACUACUAUCAAUGAUCGAAGUCAAUCAACUAAUUCAACAUCAUCAAAUCCAUGUGUUCUUUGUCUGACAAAAGAAAAACAAUUAGCUUGUAUACCAUGUGGUCAUAUGGUUACAUGUGUUGCAUGUGGUCAUUCGUUGCGUUUAUGUCCAAUAUGUCGACGAGAAAUCAAUGCAUUUGCUAGAAUUUAUAUUUAA
Messenger RNA from Rotaria sp. Silwood2, 1548 nucleotides. NCBI's taxonomy places the organism in Eukaryota, Metazoa, Rotifera, Eurotatoria, Philodinida, Philodinidae. The record is from the annotation of a GenBank genome assembly.